CGCGGAGCGAGCGCGGGACUGCGAGGGCAGCGGCCGCCCGGGGGGAGCCGGCGGCAGCUCGGGGGGAGCGGCGCCCGGGACGGGGCAGACAAAGUAUGGCUGAGCGGGGGGCGGCCGCCGCCGGCGGCCGGCGCGGACAACUUUGCGCGGCGCUCGGGAGGCUGUCGCCGCGGCCGCCGCCGCCGCCGCUGCUGCUGCUGCUGCUGCUGCUGCCGUCGGGAGUCCGAGCUCAGGCGGCCGGGCAGGGGCCGGGGCCCGGGCAGCCGCCGCCGCCGCCGCCGCAGCCCCAGGCGGCCGGGCAGCAGGCGCCGCCGCCGCCGCAGCAGUACCACGGCGAGCGCGGCAUCUCCAUCCCGGACCACGGCUACUGCCAGCCCAUCUCCAUCCCGCUGUGCACCGACAUCGCCUACAACCAGACCAUCAUGCCCAACCUGCUGGGCCACACGAACCAGGAGGACGCCGGGCUCGAGGUGCACCAGUUCUACCCGCUGGUGAAGGUGCAGUGCUCGGCCGAGCUCAAGUUCUUCCUGUGCUCCAUGUACGCGCCCGUGUGCACCGUCCUGGAGCAGGCGCUGCCGCCCUGCCGCUCGCUGUGCGAGCGGGCCCGCCAGGGCUGCGAGGCGCUCAUGAACAAGUUCGGCUUCCAGUGGCCAGACACGCUGCGCUGCGAGAAGUUCCCGGUGCACGGCGCGGGCGAGCUCUGCGUGGGCCAGAACACGUCGGACAAGGGCACCCCGACGCCCUCGCUGCUCCCCGAGUUCUGGACCAGCAACCCCCAGCACGGGAGCGGCGGCGGCCGCGGCGGCGGGGGCGCGGGGGGCGCCUCGGCCCCGGAGCGGGGCAAGUUCUCCUGCCCGCGGGCGCUUAAGGUGCCCUCCUACCUCAACUACCACUUCCUGGGGGAGAAGGACUGCGGCGCCCCGUGCGAGCCCACCAAGGUGUACGGACUCAUGUACUUCGGGCCGGAGGAGCUGCGCUUCUCACGCACCUGGAUCGGCAUCUGGUCCGUGCUCUGCUGCGCCUCCACGCUCUUCACGGUGCUCACGUACCUGGUGGACAUGCGGAGGUUCAGCUACCCUGAGCGGCCCAUCAUCUUCCUCUCGGGCUGCUACACGGCUGUGGCCGUGGCCUACAUCGCCGGCUUCCUGCUGGAGGAUCGGGUGGUCUGCAACGACAAGUUUGCCGAGGACGGGGCCCGUACGGUAGCCCAGGGCACCAAAAAGGAGGGCUGCACCAUCCUCUUCAUGAUGCUCUAUUUCUUCAGCAUGGCCAGCUCCAUCUGGUGGGUGAUCCUCUCCCUCACCUGGUUCCUGGCAGCCGGCAUGAAGUGGGGCCACGAAGCCAUAGAGGCCAACUCCCAGUACUUCCACCUGGCAGCCUGGGCGGUGCCAGCCAUCAAGACCAUCACCAUCCUGGCGCUGGGGCAGGUGGACGGAGACAUCCUCAGCGGGGUGUGCUUUGUCGGCCUGAACAACGUGGACGCUCUGAGGGGCUUCGUGCUGGCGCCCCUCUUUGUCUAUCUCUUCAUCGGCACCUCCUUUCUCCUGGCCGGCUUCGUGUCCCUCUUCCGCAUCCGCACCAUCAUGAAGCAUGACGGCACCAAGACGGAGAAACUGGAGAAGCUCAUGGUACGCAUCGGAGUCUUCAGCGUGCUCUACACCGUGCCGGCCACCAUCGUCAUCGCCUGCUACUUUUACGAGCAAGCCUUCAGAGAACAGUGGGAGCGCAGCUGGGUGGCCCAGAGCUGCAAGAGCUAUGCCAUCCCCUGCCCUCACCACCAGAGCGGUGGGGGGGCCCCUCCCCACCCGCCCAUGAGCCCGGACUUCACGGUAUUCAUGAUCAAGUACCUCAUGACACUGAUUGUGGGUAUCACCUCUGGGUUCUGGAUCUGGUCGGGCAAGACCCUCAACUCUUGGAGAAAGUUCUAUACCAGACUUACCAACAGCAAACAGGGGGAAACCACCGUCUGAGAGAGAGAGAGAGAGAGAGAGAGAGAGAGAGAGAGAGGAGAGGGAGAGAGAGAGAGAGAGAAACAUCAUCCCACAGGCUCGCAACUCCAAGAAAAAGCCAUUUGCAGUUUCCUCUACUUUGCCAUCCCUGAAAAGGUGGCUCCAUAGGACCGGUUCCUCUUGUUUGACUCUGUCUGGCUCUUUCGAGCCAUGCUUCCUCUCACACACAUUUAAAAAACAAAACAAAACAAAAACACCUUCAGAUCCCUAGAACCGUUUCUGGAAGCAAGCAAACAAGGGGACUUAACAGCUAGGAGAGAUUUGGGACAUGACACCUCACUCUCUGGUACCAAGACUUUAUGGUUUUAUGAUUGUAAAUAGCCUGUGUAAGAUUUUUGUAAGUAUAUUUGUAUUUAAAUGAUGGAAAAAUCACAUUUUUAAUUAUUUAGGGAUUUUUAACCAUUCCCAGAUUUUCUUCCUCCGGCUUUUCCCCUCCCCAAGUAUUCCAAAAAGAAAAAAAAGGGGGGGGGAACCCAUUCCCUCCUUCACACAGGUUUUUUUCAGAGCCAUCUGCUCAGGGUUGAGCAGAGAAGUCUUGAUUUUGUUGCCAUGUCUGACAAUUCUCCCCUCCUUUCCCUGUGACCCCACUCCCCCUUUCUGAAGUGGGGUGGGGGAACUCAGAACUCUUCCAGCCUUCCAAACCCUAAACUGGGAGCCCUGCCAGGCUCAAUUCCACCCUCCCCUGGGGGCAGAUUCUGAAGCCUUGUCUUUUUACUUUAUAAAACUGAAUUUUCUAUGUGAACUGUACUCUAAGCUCACCAGGGAUCUGGCAGAUGUGGGUGCUGACAGUCCUCGGCCUCUACCACAAUCCACCCCUCAUUCCCAGGCACUCUUAGAGUGACACUUAACCUGGUUUGAGGAUGAAUAGGAUGUAAAUUCCAAGCUUGUUUUCCAGUCUACUUUUUCAUGGAUGAACUUUUUUUUUUCCCUGAGUGUGUAAAAUCUGAAAUAGAUUUGGCCAACCUCAUGGAAAAAAAUGUGGUGACUGAGCUUUCAGAAGAGGCAUCACACUUUGUGUGGGUUGGAAGAGACUGAAAAUGGUGGUUUGAAAAUGUUAAUUUCAAUUGUAGACUCAUUCUUGGCAGUCUGCCUCCUGGAUUGAGACAGCUUAAGUGUUUAUAUUUUACUUUUCUGUAAACAAAACAGUUGAGAUCACCUGGAAAUCUUUAUUGGAAAAUUGAUAUUUAUUGUCAUUAACAGGACAACAAAGUAUAAAAAGGAUCAGAAAACUUAAGGGGGUUCAAGAAAAUGGGCUUUCUCACAGUGUGUUGCUAUAGUCACUUUUUGAAAUCAAUUUGCAAACCAAUUAAUAAUUAGUCUUGUAAUUGCAGGACUCUCUAAGCAAACAAAAUGUUGUACAUUGUUAACCCAUUCUUGUUCAUUAAGAAACUAAAACUGAAGAGUCCUGGGUGGGGGAGGGAGGACAGUCUGUGCCUCUGCUGAGGAACCUUGAGAAGGUUCUCAGCCUGGAGGCUGAGAAGUAUUAGUGAUUGAUGGGUUUAUUCCCUCAAUAAAAUGAUAUUGCAUACAUUGGGAGAAAAGGGGCCCACCUUCUAAUACCUUAAAAUCUUGUGUGUUUCUCCUUUCCCACAGAUUUAUACAUGCAAGAAAAAAAAAUAUGAUCAAGUCAUGCUUUCUGUGAGUUUGUGUGGAAGGAAAGGAGAAGAAAUACAGCUCUCCUGAUAGCUUUGUUUUAAACUUUCAGAGUAUAUCAUAAAGCCUGUACUUAAGAUCCUAAAUUAAUCUGUGGCUGUCAUAACCCUAAAAUGCAAAGGUUUCUUUCUUUUUAAAAAAUUUGGUAUGCAUUUAUUCUGUUCACUAUCACAAGAUCAUCUAUAUUUAUAGAGGAAUAGAAGUUUAUAUAUAUCAAAUACCAUAUUUUUAAUUUCGCAAAUAAAAAAUUGAGGUUUUGUAUAA
Messenger RNA from Sarcophilus harrisii (Tasmanian devil), 3926 nucleotides. RefSeq names its product frizzled class receptor 1 (gene FZD1). Gene Ontology annotation, biological process: non-canonical Wnt signaling pathway; canonical Wnt signaling pathway. The transcript has a single exon. Gene Ontology annotation, cellular component: plasma membrane. Bases 96 to 1970 code for a protein of 624 amino acids. The record is from RefSeq and is a predicted model, not a curated record. Lineage: Eukaryota; Metazoa; Chordata; Mammalia; Dasyuromorphia; Dasyuridae. Gene Ontology annotation, molecular function: Wnt receptor activity; Wnt-protein binding.